AUGAAUGUUUAUUAUGCUUUUAUGGAGGCAUUCGAUGCUCUACCCCUCGCCGCAGUUAUAAACGGAAAGUUUUUGGCGCUUCACGGCGGCCUGAGCCCUGAGCUGAAGGUGCUAAGCCAAAUAGGGGGUAUAAAUAGAUUUCAAGAACCACCGCGCGGGGGUUUAUUUUGUGAUCUUCUUUGGGCGGACCCUCUCGAUGAAGCGAGAGAAGACGCAGACGCUCAGCUCGCGCAAAGCACUGACGGGGCUUUCAUACCGAACGAUGUACGCGGUUGUUCUUUUUUCUACGCCUAUGGAGCCGUCAGCACCUUUCUCGAUCGCAAUGGGCUUCUCUCUGUUUUACGAGCUCAUGAAGCUCAGCUAGAAGGAUAUAAAAUGCACCAAACAAACCUUAAAACUGGGUUUCCUACGGUGAUCACAAUAUUUUCUGCGCCAAACUACUGCGAUGUUUAUAACAACAAAGGAGCUGUACUCAAGUUCGAGAAUAACACUCUAAACAUUCAGCAGUUCAACUACAGCCCGCACCCUUAUCAUCUCCCUAACUUUAUGGAUAUCUUUACGUGGUCUAUUCCUUUUGUCUCCGAAAAAGUGACCGAGAUGCUAUACGGCAUACUAAACCCUUCUUUGGAGGAAGCAGAAGAAGACGAAGAGAUAGACAACGUGCAACUACCCCCAGAGGAAAGUCUCAGGGUGGUGAAGAUAAUGCAUGCAAAUAUUGUGCUGGCGGAUGACGGCAGCACCCAGAGAAGCCGACCUCCCAGUGCUGGAACCCCCAUAAGCCGCGAGCGGGCUGAAGCCCUCCGGCGAAAGGUGCAGUCUGUGGGUCGGCUUAUGAGGGUUUUCAAGACGAUACGAGAGGAGAACGAGCUGAUCGUACAGCUGAAGGGCUGCACCCCCGGGGAUCGGAUCCCAGUGGGCCUCCUCAUACAGGGCAGACAAGGCCUCAAAAACGGUGCGGCAGCAGCAGCAGCAGCAGCAGCAGCAGCAGCAGCAGCAGCAGCAGGAGUAGCAGCAGUAGUAGUAGUAGCAGCAGCAGCAGCAGCAGCAGCAGCCACAGUAGCAGGAGCGGCAGCAGUAGUAGUAGUAGCAGCAGCAGCAGCAGCAGGAGCAGCAAGAGGAGCAGUAGCAGUAGCAGGAGCAGCAGCAGGAGCAGCAACAGUAGCAGCAGCAAUACGAACCAAGUCACGGCCCCCUGACGGCAUCGAGGGUUUAGGAAGACCCCACAGAGGCAACGGAUGCAGCCAGCAGCAGCAGCGGCAACAGCAGCAGCAGCAGCAGCAACAGCAGCAGCAGCAGCAGCUACAACAAGUAGCUGCAGCAGCAAGCAGGCGCUGCAGCAGGGGUUACAGCAGCAGCAGCAGCAGCGCCAGCAGCAACGAGCUGACAAAGCGCCAGAGGUUGCAGCAGCAGCAACGGCAGCAGCAGCGGCAGCAGCAACAGCAGCAGCAGCGGCAGCAACAGCAGCAGCAGCAGCAGUAG
Eimeria mitis is the source of this 1479-nucleotide messenger RNA. RefSeq names its product Serine/threonine-protein phosphatase, related. Gene Ontology annotation, molecular function: calmodulin binding; calmodulin-dependent protein phosphatase activity. The coding region runs from base 1 to 1479 and encodes 492 amino acids. The transcript has 11 exons. Gene Ontology annotation, biological process: calcineurin-mediated signaling. The record is from RefSeq and is a predicted model, not a curated record. Gene Ontology annotation, cellular component: cytoplasm; calcineurin complex. Lineage: Eukaryota; Apicomplexa; Conoidasida; Eucoccidiorida; Eimeriidae.